AUGCACGGCUGUUAAUAUAAGGCAACUAUUGUUUGGCAAUAAUUGCUACAAGAACGAUAAGGAUAGGUGCAAGCUAAAAAUGUUCUAUUUGAUAAUAAUAAAUUUUGGGACGUUACUUAAGACUCUACCUAGUCAAACAUGAAGUACAAGCAGCAAAAUUAAGGAAAGUAUCAUGAAAAUCUUCACAAACUAUACAAUUUGCUGUAAUAAUAAGUUAAGCAGAGAGUAGUUUAUUUAACAAAUGUCAUAGAAGUUCGAGCUGAAACCACUAAACGUGGUGAACAACCAUUUGCAUCAGUGACAAUAUUAUGAGGUUUAUCGUGAGAGCGAUUCAAUCU
Paramecium octaurelia is the source of this 338-nucleotide messenger RNA. The record is from the annotation of a GenBank genome assembly. NCBI's taxonomy places the organism in Eukaryota, Ciliophora, Oligohymenophorea, Peniculida, Parameciidae.